AUGGCGAGAAAUCGAGAUGCCUGUUUUGUUUCCUCUUCUGUGAAGGUCUCGAGGUGUUCACUCUCGCCGUCGCUCGGAUUCGGAGGAGACGACAGCGUCGUCCCGCAGAACUUGUGCUUCUGCCUGGAGAGAGGCGAAGCGGCCGCGCCACUCCCUUUCGCGUCCCGACUCCCUUUCGCCCGUCAGAAUCUUAGCUUCCAUCUGCAGAGAGCCAGAGACUUGGUUCACCGGUUCGUCUCCUCUGUUCCAUUUCCAUGCGGCAUUGGCUCUUCCAUCCCUUUGUCUAUCCUCUGUUCUCCGCUCUCGGGGGGGCAGGCCCGGGCGGAGCCCGAGCCUCCAGGCAAUUACGCUCGACGGCACGGAAAGGAGGAUGAAGAGAGGAUCCUCAUAAGCGAGGUCUUAAUACGGAACAAGGACGGUGACGAGCUUGAAAGGGAAGACCUCGCGGCGGAAGCCUCGGCAGCGCUAAAAUCAUGCCGCCCAAACUCAGCGCUGACUUUGAGCGAAGUCCAAGAGGACGUGCAUAGGAUCAUUGAGAGCGGAUACUUCUUCUCCUGCAUGCCUGUGGCUGUUGACACAAGGGACGGCAUCCGGCUUGUUUUCCAAGUACAUCGCUAUCCCAGCUCAAAUUUUGGUCGAUAUCAAAGAAAUUUCUACAACACCAAUGUCAUCUCCGUAUAAUGCUUCUUACGGACUUGAUCCAAUGCAUAGUCAUGUUUUUUUUCUUAACUGCUAACUGGAUAUUUAUUUAUUCGAAUGAAAUUAAGCUGGUUCUUUUGAGUGGGAAGAGGGUUUUGUAAAAUUUGAGAGUAGAAACAUGCCGGCCGAAAAUCUUUGUGACGGUUCUCCAGUGUAUUAACGCAUUAUAUAAAAUUGGCAAGCGUUGACUUUCUUUCUGGUUGAGGCACGACCGCGUGUACUUCCCGUUAUGACAUCUUGUCACUGGUUUAUACAGCGGACAAAGGUCCAUGGGUAUAGCCUUCGAGUGACAUUGACUGCUGACCCUUGGGGCAGGGAACCAGCUCACAUAUUAGAAGAGUUGUCGCUAUCCCUACUCAUUUUUAGCGUGUUGGUGGCCCUCUUUUUAUGUUUUCUAAGAUAGGAAAAAGUAGAUCGGCAUGGGUUUUAUGAGGUGGUUGCAUGAUCUCCAGGUGAAUCUAAUAAUCCAAGUCUUUUGGCACUCUUGGUUAUGUUUCUGGUAGCUGUGUCUAAACUUUAUGGGUCCUAUUUACGUUUAACAAUAAUUUUUUUUCUAUGUUUCGCUCAAUUUAUGGUCUCAGUACAGUAGGAAACUUAUUAUAGUUUAGUCCUAGAAUUUCUCCGUUCUUUGCUGAGGAGUUUAGUCCUAGUAUAGUGUGAAUUUACCAUUGCUACUUGCCCAUUCUUUCUUUGGUUAUCUUAGUUGAUCUUUUUCGCCUCUCUAUUUUUUACAUGACUUUGUUUGACUUGGUACAAGGUAGAACCGAAUCAAGAGUUUCAAGGAUUAGUAUGUGAGGGAGCAAGUGUGUUACCUUCAAAGUUCUUGGAGGAUGCGUUUCGUGGUGGAUAUGGUAGGUUAUGUAGCGUUUUCCCGUACAUUGUAACCUUGUUUCCUUGGUUUUUCUACACAUUAGAAAGCAUUGUCAUGUUUACCAUGUGAGAGGUUUUAUUUGAUUGAAGUUUUUGAUGUUAAGUUAUGCAGGAAAAGUGGUCAAUGUACGGCAUCUAAAUGAUGUUGUCAAUUCUGUGAAUGGAUGGUACGCGGAGCAUGGGCUUUUUGGUUUGGUCAGUGCUUGCUCAGUUCUGAACUUUUUUUUUAUGACAAGAUGCUUGUAUAAACUAAGUUUUUAGUCAUAAAUGGGUUUAUACUGAUUUAUUUGCAACUUAGUUUUGACUUGUUUAGAUUUUUAUAGGUAUCAGGUGUGGAGAUCCUUUCAGGUGGGAUUAUCAGACUGAAAAUCUCGGAAGCUGUGGUGAAUGACAUCACAUUGAGAUUUCUUGACAGAAAAACGUGAGUAUAUAUCCCUUCAUUGAUGUGUCGCUUUGAAAAGUUGUAAAACGUAGCUGAAAUGGUCGAGGCAAUGGUUGUUGAUUACCCUUCUGAUACUGCUAGUGGUGAACCUACUACUGGGAAGACAAAGACUGAGACUGUGCUUCGACAGCUAACUACGAAGAAAGGACAGGUACAAACUGAAAUUGUCUCCAUCUUCUUUUGUUCCUUUCCUUCUGAUUACUGUUACCGUAUUUACUGUCUUUUGCGUGGGUGUGCAUUUAUUUAAAGAGGGGUAGAUGAAUUCUUUGUGUUUUUUUUUUUUUUUUUUGGAAUGUAAGUGUGUUUAUCACCAUGUCUGUCAUCUUUGCACUUUAUGACCGAGUGUUUUAUUGAGGAAACGGUAGUGUGUUCGUGGAUUCAAACAAAGAACUAUUUUUUGAAUAAGAAAUAAGCACUUAAAGUUGUAUGAAUUUCCACUGUUAAUGUGGUGUACCUUCGGUAGCUGUUAUCUGUUAUUAUCCCACAGUUACCCAGUUUGCAUUUUCUGGCUUACUCUUUCGUCCUCUGAUAUUCUAUCUGACAUUGUUGGAACUUGAUAAAUGCUGUUGGUGAAUUUUGGAUUCGACAUUUAUCAAUGGAGUGACAAUUUUCCAUUCUGUGUCUUCAUUAUUUGAAUCGCAACGCAGGUCUACAGUUUGCUUCAAGGAAAACGAGAUGCUGAGACAAUAUUAACUAUGGGAAUCAUGGAAGAUUGUAGUAUUAUUCCCCAGCCUGCUGGAGGUAAAACUUUUUUAAAUGGAACUGGCUGAACCACUCUGUCGAUAUGGAUUUCAAAUUAUAUUAUUCAGUAUAAUUAUUUGGUUUCUGUGCUUGAGUGUAACUCUUUGACUUUGUGCUAUAAGCAUCCAAGUGAUCCAUUUGCUGAACUUAUUAUACUGAUGACGAUUUGGAUCAUAUUUAAGGAUAUGGUUUCGGAUCCUUGAAUAAGUAAAUGAUCAUGAAUACUUAUUAAUUAAAUAACUAAUAACACAAUAAGGAAAAUUUAUUAUCAUUGUGGGGAUUCCACGUAAUUUAAUUGUAUGGAAAAUAAAAAUAAAAAUGAUCUAAGAGCAUCUUGAAAAUAAGAGGGAAAGAGGGAAGCUGGAGAGAAAAGAGAGGGCCAACUUGGCCGCAGUAUUGAGCUGCACCUGCAGCUUGCAUCAGCGUUGCUCUUUGAUAAUUAUGUUGGGCAGGGGGUACAGAAGUUUACAUUUAUUGUCCCACACAACUGGCGCAGGGAUCAGAGGCCCAUCUCGCAGUUUGCGUGCUAAUGCACUUCACUUACAAUCCUAGAGGCAUUCAAGAGAAGUAUUUCCAUGUUUUUGUAUAGAAUGAGGGAGCUCGAGCUGUCGCAUCGUUGUGUAAAGGUUUUAUUUACGGAAGAAAUCAGGGUGUUCCUCCACGAAAUGUUCAUAAUUAGGAGGAUUAAAAGUUAGACAUUUUUCCAAAAAAUGACACUAAAUCCACUCUAUUUUUUCUUUCUCUUUCACGUAUGUGAUCGAUGGAAUGAAUAUUUUCGGAAAUGAUAAUGACUAUGGGGGGUAAGCAGCUACACCUCCCAAUAACUCCAAAUGGUGGCCGUUGUGAGCUAGUUUAGAGUUACGACCUUACUGAUGCUAGGGAAGUUGUGGUGGCUGCAAAUGCCUUGGACCAUUUGGCUGCUGUCGAUGAGCAUAAAUUUUCUCACUAGUCAAAAACGUUUUUUUCUCGUUGAUUAAUUGCUCGUAUCUUUGUCCUUCCAUUUUUCUGUGAUGCUAAAGGCGGUUACUUUGUCAUCUUAGAUACUGGAAAGGUUGAUGUUAUAAUGAAUCUUGUUGAAAGACCUAAUGGAGGUCUAUCAGCUGGUGGUGGGAUCUCCAGUGGGUAUGUGUUCUCACAGCAUCAUUUGAUCGCAUUAAAAUGGAUGUCUGUGCAUGAGAACAUCAGUUGCUAGGCACAGUUUGUCAUAUUCAUACUUGGUCUCAAAACGUGCAGGAUAACUGGUGGCCCUCUAUCAGGACUGAUUGGGAGGUAAAACUCCAAGCUAUGUUGUGCUUCGGUUACCUUACUAAUAUGACAUUCGUUUCCUUCAUAUUUUUAUGUGUACAUAGUACUUUUCCAUAAAUGCUAUGGAGUAAAGCUGUUUGAUGGUAUACAUACUAUAUGAUUCUAAUCUGUCUUUACAUUGAGCACAUAUCUUUUGAGUCAUUCCAAAAUAGUGUGCCGUACUUUUGACCUUUUUCUUAGUUGAUCCUUGUUGAUUUCAUCUGUGUCAUCAAUGAAAUAGUUGUAUUACCUACCACCCUUUAAGUUGAAGAGGAAAAGAAGUUUUAGGUAAAAACUUCUGCAAAACUAAGAGUUGUUCAGAAGAGAUUUUCUUUAUUUUUUAGAACUUGGUAGUUGCUGAAUUCACUGUGAAACCUACCACAAGUGCGUAGUUGGAAAAUACACGCAAAGUACCAUGCAGACUCACCUCGGCCGUGACAAGAGGUUCAAGUUCUAUUUAAAUCAUAAUACACUGAAAUUGCGUACGCAAAUGUUUACAAGGUCUCCUCGUCCAUGCCGAAGAUAACAGAAAUCCCUCAGUCAGGUUUCCGAAAGUGAUUGCUUGGUUUUGUUUCAAUGACUAAGUGCUCUGAGGAUCCACUUAUUUAUUUGCAUAUAGUGGCAGCUUUCACUUCUGUUACUUUGUACGCAAAACAUGGGUCCUUAUUAGUGACAGUGACCACUUUUGACAAUCCAUUCAUGUUGUCUAUUUUGAUUGUUGAACGUAUCAUUUUCCAUUAAGUGGAACGGGUUCUAUGGCAUUGGGUGACCCUCACCCUCUACCGUUAAUUCUGUUUCCCUCCUGAAAUUUUCAGGCGGUGAAAAGUCGCAAUUUUAUUUCCCUGUUUAUCUUUGUUCCUCAUUCGCUUUGCUGUAUAGGUAGACAUUCGAGAUUGAUUAUGCUUAAAUAAUUAGAGGGAAGAAGAGGAUGAAAGAAUGAUGAUUCAGUCUAGAUCACCACUAUGAGAUGCUCAUUCUUUUAUUUUCCUUGUUUGGCUGUCACUGUUUGACCAUUGGGUGCAUAUGCCGUCUGGCAUUACUGUGCAAAAUGGCUGAUGGCAAUGUAGCCCUGUAGAUUAUCCAGUGUUGCUGGUAAAUAUAAGAUAACUGGUAUGUGCUCUCAUCAUGUUACAGUGCCCGGUGUCAAACUGCUGCAGUAGCCAUGUUCACUGUCUCCGAUGCAUUAGUUAUCGUUUGUGAUAGAAUUGAUCUUGUACAUAUAAGAUAACAUGUGCAACAAUCUUCAACAAGUCCAUUGCUGAAAGAAGGUCGUGCUUUAUUCCAUUGAUCACAUGCUGGUUCUAUGAGAAGAAACAAUGAAAUAUGACUGACAUGGAACCAACCAUAUGGUUCAGGGACUGGUAUUCCUGGUUGAGCUGGGUUGUUUUCCUGAUGCCAAAAGGUUGAAGUCUUCUGGUUUUGAUAACAUGUUGACAAGAUUGUUUAAUUGAUUGUUAAUUCUUGUGAGUGCAUGCACUUUCAUGACCCACUGCUUCAAUUGGACUAAUUUAGGUGAGAUUUAUGGUACGAAAUAUGAGUAACUUGCCUCAUCUUACACUAAUAAGUUGAUGGGUAUACCUUGACAUAAUCUGCUUACAUUUUUGUCCCCAGCAUUGCCUAUUCUCAUCGAAACCUGUUUGGGCGGAACCAGAAGGUCAACUUUUCAAUGGAGAAGGGACAAAUUGACUCGAUAAUUCGCAUGAAUUAUACGGAUCCGUGGAUUGAAGGAGAUGAUAAGCGAACAUCUAGAUCAAUCAUGGUUCAGGUGUUUGAAGAGUUUUUGCUUUCAGUCUUCUCAAUUUGUGCGUUGAUGCAUCUCUGUGAGACAUCUUUCUUGUUGUGGAGUAGACUUCGACAACUCCUGGAACACUUGUGCAUGGUAAUGGUCAAUCUGACCAUGCUAACGUGACAAUUGGACGAGCCACGGCUGGAAUUGAGUUUGGUCGACCUCUGAGGCCUAAAUGGAGUGGAACAGCUGGGAUUUUAUUUCAGGUAUUUAUCUUGAUACGCUAUUUAAUUUGUCCUGCUGGAUUCCUGAUAUCAGUGUUUGACUAGAGAUAUGGAAUUUAUCUGCGAAUUGGAUUAAUGAUACCAAAGUUUUUGAAAUCUCCAUCAUCUUGCUUCAUCCGCAUUUCGAAACAAGGCAUUCAUUCCAUGCUCUUUUAUGAUUUUCCUUGUCAUAAUAUGUGACAAUACUACUUAAAGUUUUAAUGCAAUCAAAGUUCAAAGAAAAAUCUAAACUUUUAGUUUGCGUAAAAAUCAUUCAAAUGAAAUAUUAUUUUCCUCUGAUCUCAUAUAGUUUCCACUUAUUCCUUUCCACUUUCCCCAUUCCCCAGACUACAGUCUGCUCACAACCAAAAACCUUCCAAGUUGAACCACUUGUAGAAUUAAAGUGACUGACUGCAACCUUCUGAUGUAGCACUGGUAGUGAUCCGAAGCCGGGAUGGCUUUAAUCCAUAAAUCGCGAAUAAAAUUUUCGCUGCAAUUAAUCCUCCCCGCUGAAAUUAGCCGUCUUCUAAUUUGAUCGGAUCUAGUCAGAACCAUGUGAAUAGUAUGAGAUCAAGUGAUCCGUCUUUGUGCCAGUAUUUACACUAUAAAGUGAAAAAAAAAACAAAUAGAUGAAAAAACUGUCCCUGUUUGACUUUCAGACACAAGGUUGAAAUUAUGUUCCCUUGAAAAUAAGUGGAAGAAUUUCAGGGUUCUUUGUGCAUGAACACAUGAUCGGUGGAAUGAUGUUUACGAGUGAUAGCCAGGUCCUCUGAUUGACCUACCACAGGAAGGGAUUUAUGUGAUGUCGUAAAGGUAGCGUUUUGACUGACAUAAAGAUUAGCCCGAAUCUUUCUGGUCAACUAUCGCAAUUUGACAUUUAGGCUUGGAUAUUAGCUUGAGCUCGAUUUCAUAUGAUCCUCGGCUCACUCUCGGUCAGCUGUGGGAUGGCCCCAUCCAAACCCAAUUGUUCUUUCCUGGCUGGGGAGAGAUGACCGCGCAAAUGAAGAAGAACGUGAUCCAUGAAACCCGUUGAGUGUGGCAAAAGUGAUGGUCCAGCACUGCGUCUAAUGACUAUACGUAUAGUGGGUGGAAUGUCCCUGUCUUGCAGUGGGGGGUACCACAAGAAGUUGGGGGGGUUGACUCUUGCCAUUCAUUCUGGCACAGCUUAUACGGUUUCUCACAGUAUCUGACGAAUUCCACCCAGGAAGACAUGCUCUAUCUGCCCUCGAGUAGUCCAAAAACUUGUGUUGCCCAGACCCGUAUCUCAUUCAUAUAGGAUUUCGAGAAUUCCGUAAAGGUCAACGGUGUGCAGUACCCGAUAAGGUUUGACUUUCUAAAAUCCUUUUUGUCCGUUCCAUUACUAUUCAUGCUCUUAAAUAUUUUGUCCGUGCCAAUUAAUUAAUAUUUUGAGUUUCUGCAAUUGAUUCUGCGCGCGUAUCUCUGUUUUUCUCUUCAGCAUGCUGGUGCCCGUGAUGACAGAGGUAAUCCGAUGAUCAAGGACUUCUACAGCAGCCCGUUGACUGCCAGGUAUUUUACCCAUUGCGGGACUUGAAGAUCAUCCAUAUAUACGCUUGCUUCGAGCGCCGUUCCCCAUUUUUUUCCCUCUCCUGCAUCAUGUUUCUUGAUUUCUUCUUUGGCUUGAAGUGGCAACAACUAUGACGACAUGCUGAUAGCCAAACUUGAAAGCGUGUAUAGCGGCUCGGGUGACCAUGGCUCGCCGAUGGUCAGCUCUCUUAUCCUGGACUUCAAUCAUGGCGUCAUCUCGACUGUUCUCCCGUUGACUUCGAUCAUGUAUGUCCAGUUCGUGUUUUGCAUUGAGCAAGGGCUACCAGUCUUUCCGGAUUGGCUGUGCUUCAACCGAGUGAACGCUCGCGCCAGGAAGGGCGUAGAAAUCGGCCCGACUCGCCUUCUAUUGAGGUACGACCUUCUCUUGCCUUCUUCCGUUGACCAAAUCGUCCUACUCGCAGCUUUUGUAUUCAUCGUAUCCAAAUGUGAAAGUUGACUUUUGUCUCUUAUUCCACGUGAGUGAGGGCAGGACAGUGGGACCUCCCUCGAGCCCAAUUGGCUGCGAGUGGAGUGAACCCCACCACCUUCGGUCUGCUCUUCUUCUUCUUCUUCUUCUUCUUCUUCUUAUUCAUGGGUUCAUCUCUGCUCUUGCAGUCUCUCUGGGGGGCACGUCGUUGGGAGCUUCUCCCCGCACGAGGCGUUCGCCAUCGGCGGCACCAACAGCGUCAGAGGCUACGAAGAAGGCGCCGUGGGCUCCGGGCGCUCCUACGUGGUCGGCAGCGCAGAGAUGUCCUUCUCAAUGGUGGGCCAACUACUCGCUCGUCCCCGUUUCCCACCUCAUUCCCAAGAUUCUCUUAGUCGACUCAUCUCACCGUUGACUUCUUAGUUCGGACCGGUGGAGGGGGUGGCGUUUGCUGACUACGGAACGGAUCUCGGCUCUGGCCCGACAGUACCUGGUAGCCCGCCUUCCUCUCUCUUUCUCUAGCUGGUUUAUCUGCUGUAAUUAAUGGGUUAACUGAAAUCGAUGCUGACCAGGUGAUCCUGCGGGGGCUCGAGGGAAGCCCGGGACCGGCUACGGCUACGGGGCCGGGAUCCGCAUAGACUCGCCGCUGGGCCCGCUGCGGCUGGAGUAUGCCCUCAACGACCGCCGGGCCGCCAGGUUCCAUUUCGGGGUUGGCCACCGGAGCUGA
Molecule: messenger RNA, 8721 nt
Organism: Spirodela intermedia
Lineage: Eukaryota; Viridiplantae; Streptophyta; Magnoliopsida; Alismatales; Araceae
Source: the annotation of a GenBank genome assembly